AUGAUUGAGCAUAUAAUCGACAGUAAAGACGUCGGAGAACUCCAGACACCAGAAUCACCAGUAUUACUAGCCAAGUCAGAAACACUGAGUGCAAGCAACAAUGACAUAGACGAGUCUGCCGCAGAAAACCACCCAGCAGGAGAAUCAAAACCAGUCCUCACACCCGUCGAGGAUCCCCCAACACCCAAGUUCUGGAGCCACACCAUGCUCAAAAGCCCCGAAGGCAAAAACAUCAUCGUCCAUUACUGCAAAACACUCAAAAGCAGCGAAGACGUCGCGCAACUCUUCCUAAACGACAAGAUCCUCGGCUUCGACAUGGAAUGGAAAGCGCAGGCCUCCGCCUGGAACAGCAUCCAAGACAACGUAUCCCUGAUCCAAGUCGCAAACAGGGAGCGAAUCGCUCUCUUCCACGUCGCGCUCUUUAGACCAGGCAGAAAACUCAGCGACCUCGUCCCUCCAUCUCUCAAACAAAUAAUCGAAUCUCCAGACAUUACGAAGCUCGGAGUAUCAAUCAAAGCAGACUGCACGCGUCUCCGCAAGUACCUCAAGAUCGAUGCGCACGGGAUCUUCGAGCUUAGCCAUCUCCAUAAACUGGUCAAAUACUGUCAGAGUAACCCGAAACUGAUUAACAAACGACCUGUCAAUCUCAGUGAGCAGGUGGAGGAGCACCUGGGGCUUCCGUUGGAGAAAGCGGAAGAUGUGAGGUGCAGUGAUUGGACGGUCUCUUUGAGUUAUCGUCAGGUGCAAUAUGCUGCAUCCGAUUCGUAUGCUUGUAUCUGCUUAUUCGAUACUAUGGAUGCAAAGCGAAAGGCCCUCGACCCUCGACCACCUUUACCUGCUCAUGCGGAUCUGGAUCUGCCUAUUCGUAUUGUGCAGGAGCCAACCGUGACGACAGUCCCGGAUGAUGUCGACGUGGUUAAGCCUUAG
Aspergillus eucalypticola CBS 122712 is the source of this 927-nucleotide messenger RNA. RefSeq names its product 3'-5' exonuclease. Lineage: Eukaryota; Fungi; Ascomycota; Eurotiomycetes; Eurotiales; Aspergillaceae. The record is from RefSeq and is a predicted model, not a curated record. Gene Ontology annotation, molecular function: 3'-5' exonuclease activity; nucleic acid binding. Gene Ontology annotation, cellular component: cytoplasm; nucleus. The coding region runs from base 1 to 927 and encodes 308 amino acids. Gene Ontology annotation, biological process: nucleobase-containing compound metabolic process. The transcript has 2 exons.